Messenger RNA from Astyanax mexicanus (Mexican tetra), 5783 nucleotides. RefSeq names its product BTB and CNC homology 1, basic leucine zipper transcription factor 1 b (gene bach1b). Gene Ontology annotation, molecular function: RNA polymerase II cis-regulatory region sequence-specific DNA binding; DNA-binding transcription factor activity, RNA polymerase II-specific; protein binding. NCBI's taxonomy places the organism in Eukaryota, Metazoa, Chordata, Actinopteri, Characiformes, Acestrorhamphidae. The coding region runs from base 485 to 2578 and encodes 697 amino acids. The record is from RefSeq and is a predicted model, not a curated record. Gene Ontology annotation, biological process: regulation of transcription by RNA polymerase II. The transcript has 5 exons.
UAAAAGUAUUCAGAGUCUUUUUAAAGUCGUGUAGUGUUUGGACAGCGUAAGGUCGGAUUAAGUAGGCAGUGUUGGUGCUCAGGGCGGAUAUUUUGACGGUGUUUUUGUUGUUAAUCCGCUCGGUUUGGUUUGGGGAAGUGAACUAGCUAAGGUGAAUUGGUGUUUUUAACCGAGGGGAAGCAGCAGCUGCUCCUCCCACGCGCCUCCUCUGCUGCUUUAACGCGCGGGUUGUUGGUAGAAGUUCCUUGGAAAAUGAUCCGCAGGCUGGAACUGGGGGAAAGGCAGGACGGGAAAAGUGCUUGCUCAUCCUUUAUCAGCAAAAGCCCGUGAGUCAGCAGCGCGCGCUCUUGCGCCACACACACACACAUGCGCGCGCGCUCGCUCGCUCGCUCCUUCACUUACUCACGCACCGCCGCGAUGACCUGGCUGGGCUGAGCUCUCUUCACGCGCUCGAGAUAAGGAGUUCUCACGGAUGUAGUUCACCAUGUCGCUGGAGAGCCGCAGGACCUCAGUGUUUACGUUCCAGUCGUCGGUGCACAGUUCGCAUGUCCUGCGCUGUCUGGACGAGCAGAGGCAAAAGGACCUCCUGUGCGAUGUGACGGUAGUGGUGGAGAAUAGGAGCUUCAGGGCCCAUCGCUCCGUUCUUGCUUCCUGUAGCGACUACUUCAGUGCUCGCAUGUCCAGCCACACAGCCCAGGGUCUGGUCAUCAAUCUUCCGGAUGAGGUAACCGUAGAAGGAUUUGAGCCAUUGCUGCAAUUUGCAUACACCUCCAAACUGCUCUUUACCAAAGAAAAUGUGCUGGAGAUCCGAAACUGUGCAACAGUUCUGGGCUUUAAGAACCUGGACAACGCCUGCUUUGAUUUCCUCCUGCCCAAGUUCUUUGAAAGCAGCAAAAAUUCUUCCAAAGUCCCCAGAAAGCAGUGCUGUAAGACCAAAUGCUGGAGAUCAAAAGUUGAAUCAGCCAUUAAGGACAAUGGCCCUGUUGAUUCUGAAGACUCGUCAUCGUUGCCUUCGCAAACCGCAUCAAAGAAAAAGGAGCUGUCCAGCCCCUCCAAGCUUGGUGAAAAUGCUGAACGUCACUCGGAAGCACGCUCUGAGGCAGAGCCAGAGAUGGAAGCGGAGUCGCCGCAGGACUAUUCCCGCCGGUGUCCCAAAUACCGCAAGUUUCAACUGGCUUGUGGGAAGAACCUGCCCUGCAUGGGCCCAGGGGCUAACAUCACCAACAGUGCCUGCCCCCUAAGCUGCAUGCCUUUCACCAGCUCUAGAGACUGCGAGGAUAUAGUUCCUAGCAAAGUUUCUCCAAAAUACACUGAGGAGGAUGAUACUGUGAUGCCCUUUUACUGUCCACUUGCUCAGCAGUCACCAACUGAGGCACCCAUGAGUCUUUUUUCAGAUGAGGCAUCAGUUCAAACCUGCAAAGAGGCAACAGAGGCCAUCUGCUCGUCGACUGCCCAAUCUGUAGGGGAAGCAGGAGAAAGACCUGCUGGCAGACCGAUGGAUAAAGAGACCAUAAUGUCAGACUGUUGCGGUGGAUCUGACUGUUCAAUCCCGAGAGCUGACCUCAGAGCAGACCAAAGAAGCAGUGUGGAGAUAGAGGUGGCAAACCAACUCACCUCCUGGCCCGAUAUGUGCAGCCCCAUGUCAUUGGCGUCUGCCCCAGGUGCAGCUAGAAAACCCUCAGAGCUACCCUGCUGGAGGCAGCUAGAGCUGGAGCUGGGGCAGAUGCCAAGGGACUGCCCCUUCCUCAGGGACCUUGGUGCAGUGGAAGCUCAGGUACGAGGCAGCGAGAGGGCUUCCCACUCAACCGGGAGCCCCUACGUCUCUUCUAUGAAUUCUGGAGAGGACUCGGAUAGCUUUGAUACGGAGGGGGACAGCGAGUCCUACACCAGCGAACGUGCAAGUCAGAUGCAGCUGCCAUUCUCUGUGGAGCGCAUCGCAGCUUUGAGUCGCAAUGACUUCCAGCAGAUGCUGAAGACGUACUCUCUAUCACGUGAGCAGCUUGAGUUUGUGCAUGAUGUACGGAGGCGCAGCAAGAACCGUAUCGCCGCUCGGCGCUGCCGGAAGAGGAAACUAGACUGCAUUUACAACCUGGAGUGUGAGAUCGAAAGACUGCGAUGCGAGAAGGAGAAGCUGACAGCCGAGAAGAAGAAGCUGGACCAGCUGAAGCUGAAGACGUGGCAGAGUUACUCCGGCCUGUACGAAAGGUUGUGCGCUGAGGCUGACCUCCGGCCAGAGCAGGUACAGGUGUUUGCCAAGUACCCGCCGCUGGCAGACUGCCCGUUCACGACCCAUGUGUCCAAAGCGUGCUUCUACCACUGCCCUGUGUCUGAACUCCAGACACUGGCACCAGGCCUGGACUCUGACGAUAAUGUUAGCUGUGAGCCCAGGCCUUCGACAAGCUCUGCUCUGGAGGCCCUUGCUGGCGGGGCCAAAGCCAAUACGCAGAGCCCCUCAGGGCUCCUGGCAGCACUGCCUGACCCCCAUCCUGCUGACUCUCCUCACGCAGACGAGAGUGCAAUGACUUCCAUCCCACAAAUCUGCUCAGACCACAUCAGCAAACUUGAAACCGACCAAUAAAAGGUGCUUCCUGUUUUCUAUGAUCUGUAAAUCAUGAACUGUAUUUGAAAUAGAGACCACAUAAAAUAUACUUUAUUUUGUUUACUGUAAGACGAAAACCUUUACUUAUAACUGUGCAAUCAGUGAUUGGUUAUCAUAUAUGUUUUGUCAACUUUAAUGUUUAAUGGUUGUAUAUACUUGAUUUAUAUAUAUAUAUGUAUACAUUUGAUUACUUCUGUUAUAUGAACUAUUCACUGAAACGAAGGAUCAUUUUUGUUCCUAGUCUUAAAGGUAAAAUCCUGUGUGAAAUGGACCUGGAGUGUAGCGAAACAUGAUAACGAGUACAAACUAUGGUUAAAUAGCCCAUUUAACCAAAUAGCCCAAAAAAAAAAAAAAAAUUGAAUACUCUAAAUUGAUCUGGUGUUUGUUAGUGUGUGGUAUGUAUGUAAGUUUGUGUGUGUGUAAAUGUAUGCAUGACUGUGCCCAGAUAUGGAUUGGCACUCUGUUCUGGGUAAAUGCUGUAGUGCCCGAUGCAGUCCUCCAGGUGGACGGUCGUUUCCGGUUGAGAGUACGCUGUGCGCUAUUGGUUGCCGCUUCUCACCGGUGUGUGGAUGUAAUGUGCUUGUGUGUAAAAAUGUGUAAAUUGUAAAAAGCGUCCUUGGGUUUCUAGAAAGGCGCUAUAUAAGUUGAACUUCAUUCAUUCAUUCCCUUUGCCCCCAGCAUUCCAAAAUACAUAAAAACAAAAUAAAACUUUCAGUCGAUGCUCCCAACAGCUUUACAAUGAUUCAUUAGUAGAAUUCUGAGGGCCCUGACAUUUAAAACAAGAACUUUGAAAGUGCACAGGUAGUUUACUAAAAAUAUUUCCAGUCCAAAACUAAUGCAAGUGUUUAAGGGACCAUGUUAGAUGUAGUUUGGUUUGUGCUCGUCGGUCACAUUAUUGUGACUUAUUUUCAAGAUGGCAAAAUUCUACCAAUGAAGUGUGGAGCUACUUUGAGCUUGUUAGUGGUGUAAAAAUAGUGAUUUCUGUACAUGGCAUCAGCUAAAAGCUCUGUAUUUCGUAAUGCUGUGGGAGAAUGGAGGUAAGCUAUUCAACUAAAAAAAGUUGUACUCUUUAUCAUGUUUCACUCCACCCCUAGUCAAUUUCACACCAGAGUUCUUCUUUAAUGCGGGAUUAUUUAAAUUAUAAUUACUGUAUGUUCUUGCUGAUCUCUUCGCGAUUUGUACACAGUUUUUGAUAUCUUGUAUCACCAUUCGAAUCUUGCAGAUACCUUCAGAAGAAGAAACUAUUAUAUACACUUUUAUAGAGGCUCUAUAGUAUGUCUGUAUGUACUAAGAGGCAAUCCAAAUGACAAGCCCAUGUAGGGUCUGUAUAGGUAGCCUAACUGAGAACCAUAAAGCUUUGUCCAUGGGUUUCCUUUUGGCUCCACAUAUGGAUGCCCACCAGGGUCAGUUUUGGGACCAUAAUGGGCUGAACAUUGGGAUGUUCACUGUUCACUGCACACUGCAUUGGGUCCCAGUAACAACACUUGUUGUACCCAUGUGAGCCCCAUGGUAAGUAACAGUUUGAGGCAUUUGAAGAAAAUGGAGUUGGCUGUACACCAGGGGUGUCCAAACUUUUUUUGUUGGGGGCCAGAAGGAGAAAUAUAUUUGAAGUCACGGGCCACAGACUCUGUAAUAAAACAAAUAAUGAAAUAUACCACUAGAAAUGUGCACUCUUUCCGCUUUUAGACUCUUUGGCCCGUUUUUCUGCGCUAGAAAUGUGCACUCUCUCCGCUUUUAGACUCUUUUGCCCCGUUUUUCUGCACUAAAAAUGCACACUCUCUCCGCUUUUAGACUCUUUGGCCCGAUUUUCUGCUCUUAAACUGCGCACUCUCUCCGCUUUUAGGCCCGUUUCUGACACCUAGCGUUCAAUCUUUGAAUCUCACAUUAUAAAACUUUCAUUAUAUUUCUAAAAUACCUCGCGGGCCGCUCCAAAAAAGGAAAUGGGCCGCAAAUGGCCCGCGGGCCGUAGUUUGGACACCCCUGCUGUACAUGAUCUGGGGGUUAAUUUAUAAUGUACAGUGUUAAUGUACAUAAAAUGUUUGGUCUAUCUGUAUGUUCUGGUUAAAGGCCCUUUCACAUCAAGUAUUUUUUUUUUUUUUCAAGUAGAUUUUUUUUUUUUUUCCCCCUCUACUCAUUAUGGGGAGUUGUAGUUCAUGGUUCUUUGUGAACAUGAUCAGACUAAGAUGCACAUAGACAAACACUCUAAAAGAGAUCUGAUUGGUCAGAUUAAUUUUAAUUCAUCCAUACAAUGUAAAAAAAAAUGAGCACACACUAUGUUUUUUUUUCUCCUAAAAUUAUGCAGCAGUGCACAGACCCAACUUUUACAUCAACAAUAAAUAGAAUACAAAAUAAAAUAAUAGUGCUGUUACUGUAAAUGACCUGUUUGCGCACCUUCAUCGCUUGAACAUGCAUGUCAGAGAAGCGCAGAAGUUGGGUUUUUUGAAUAGCAAUCCACCAAAGUCAGAGCACAACUGUCUCUUAAAGGGAAUGGCCAGUUAUACGUUGAUUGGUUUAGUUCACGUUAUGCCCAAAACACACCCAAGAUUAAUUAAGAGAAUUAGUCCAUGCCUUUUGUGUGUUCUGAGCUGCACAGGGAUUACUUGCUCUCUCACAAUACCAAACACACACAGAUAUGACCUAAAUUAAGCUGUGAGGUGCAUGGUCGAUACUUAAAUACAGCCCUUGGUGUGAAAGACAAGAUUAAUAUAAUAGUUUUCAGAACUUGAUGUGUUUUUUUUUUAUCUGUAUAAAUCAGACUUGGUGUGAAAGGGCCUUAAAUCUCAACUAUAACUGCUGUUAAUCCAGCCAAAUAAUAAACACAUAUGUGUAUGUAAAACCAAAUUGUAUAAUCACAGACUGGCCAUUACAGCAGAAAAUGUUUUAUUAUUUUGUAAGCAAACCCUGAUCUUGUAUACAAUGAUUAUCUGCUUAAUGGUUUGAUCAUUCUCUCAUCUUAAUGCAAUGGUAUUUUCAAGCUUGGGCCCAAAUUAGUUCAUUUGUCUUACAAGCCAGAGAGGCACAAUGAUUAAGUGGUUUGAUUAAUACUGCAAAUUCAAAGUAGGCAUGAAUGUAUUCCUCAUUAAAUACUGCAUUCAUUUAAAUAUCUUUGAUUAUUCUAAUACAUGCAAAGAAUCAUAAAACAUGCAUAGGAAUAUUUUCACAUUAAAAGAAAUAUCAACACAGA